Durio zibethinus is the source of this 5653-nucleotide messenger RNA. RefSeq names its product enhancer of mRNA-decapping protein 4-like. Lineage: Eukaryota; Viridiplantae; Streptophyta; Magnoliopsida; Malvales; Malvaceae. The record is from RefSeq and is a predicted model, not a curated record. Gene Ontology annotation, biological process: deadenylation-independent decapping of nuclear-transcribed mRNA. Gene Ontology annotation, cellular component: P-body. Gene Ontology annotation, molecular function: protein binding.
UGUGUUUCAGCAUACGUAUGUGGUGUGAUGUAGCAGAUGAAUUGGUGGAGCUUGGUUUUGUGUUGCAAGCAUUGAUUGGUGUAUAAGAUUGUGGUAGAUGUUUUGAGAUAGUCGUAUCUUGUAUGUGGCAAAUGUAGAACUUGUUAAGGUGAAGCAAUGAGAUCAGGUGUACCGUGUGGGUGAGAGGCGUAAGAAGAGUAGGAAGAGUGCUUUUUGUUUUGUUUUGUUUUUUAUUUUUUAGUACUAGGGAAGAGUGCAUUUGCCUUCAGUAAUACACAAAUGUAGGAAGACGGAUGGGGGAAUUGGGUUAGGGGUUGUGUUGCGGCUAAGCUGUUGUCUCCUGCCUUGAAAGCUUAUAAUGAUGAGGCGUUACGGUUGAUUGAUUGCUCAGCGAAGAAGAGAAGCAAGCCGAGGGUUAGGAAGUUCGGGCAGGAAAAAGCAAAAAAAAAAUAGAAGCAGCAGAGUGGGAGGUGGAGCUACGAGAUCUGAGCUGAAGCGACCCAUUAUUUGGCUUUGAUCUGGAUUUUGGAGUUUUUAUUUAUUUAUUUAUGUUGUUCAAAUUCAGUGCUUUGAGUUUUUUUUAGAUUAAGAGGAAAUUGCGUACAUGAAUGGAUCAAAAACAAUGUGUGUUGGCGUUUACCAGUGCUGCUGACUUUGUAACAGUUCCGAAAUGGUUUAAUAAAUGAAUUAUACUAUACAAUAAAACUUAAAGCCUUUUCACUUGGUUUUUUUAAUCAUCGGCGUCUUUGAGUCAUCGCCCAGUCUGGGUCACCCACACGAGAGCAGACUUGGAGACAGAUUUAAGAUUGGAUAUCUCAAAAGUCGAUUCUGAUCUGAAUCGAAGCAGCAGAUCCAUGAAACCCUCCUUUUCCUUGUGUUCCGCGUAAGCUCUCAACAAGUCUCUCUCUCUCUCUCUCCGCUUCCUUAAUCUAAUCUUACCGUAAUUAUUGGCUAGUAGUGAAGUAUUGUUAUUAUUGGAUUUGAAUGGCUUCCUCUGGAAAUCCCAAUCCACAACCACCAGGUGGGGUUGGAGGUGGAGGUGGAGGUGGAGGAUUCGAUAUGAACAAACUGUAUAAGCCUUCUUCCAGCCCUAUGCUGCAGCAGCCGCAUCCGCAUCAUCAUCAUCAUCAUCAAAAUGUAAACGUGAUAGCGACUCCUCCAAGUCCAACUCCAAGUCCUAACACUACCAACCUGACCACAUCCCCAUCCUUCCCGGCCCAAUCCUCCACACCUCCUUCUCCUCCUCCCUAUCUGACACCUUCCUCGUCUUAUCCUCCUCCCACUGGGCUCUACCCUUUCCACCACCCUCACUACCUUCCCUAUCUGCCUCCUCUUCAACAGCAACAACCCUUGCAUCCUCAUCCUCAUCAUCUUCAGCCCCAGUUUAAUAUGAAUAGACCCAUUCCUUACCAUGUCCAACCCCAGCCCUCACCACCGGCCACUCCUACUUCCGGAAGCGACCUUUUGGCGGCCUUUUUUGGCACACCUACGCAAACUCAAAUUCAAACUCCAAUGCAAACUCCUGCUUCUCUGCCUUCUGCCCCACCUCUUAGCAUGAAUGUCACCCCAUCUGCCCCUUCUCCCUCUCCCGUCCGACUGUUGAGCAGCAAGGCCCCCAAGGGCAGGCAUCUCUUUGGCACCGAUCUCCUUUAUGAUAUUCAUGUCAGGCUGCCGGGUGAAGUCCAGCCCCAACUUGAGGUCACUCCCAUUACCAAGUAUGCUUCUGAUCCUGGCCUUGUUCUUGGUCGUCAGAUCGCUGUUAAUAGGAAUUAUAUUUGCUAUGGUCUUAAGCUUGGGAAUAUCCGUAUCCUCAACAUCAAUACCGCCCUCCGAUCCUUGCUUCGUGGUCACACUCAGAGGGUAACAGAUAUGGCUUUUUUUGCCGAGGAUGUCCACCUCCUGGCCAGUGCAAGUGUUGAUGGCCGGGUUUUUGUAUGGAAGAUCAAUGAAGGCCCUGAUGAUGAAGAUAAGCCACAAAUUUUUGGCAAAGUUGUUAUCGCCAUUCAGAUUGUCUGUCAAGAAGAAUCAACACAUCCACGAGUCUGCUGGCAUCCUCACAAACAAGAGAUUUUGAUGGUUGCUAUUGGAAAUCGUAUCCUGAAAAUUGAUACCAUGAAAGUUGGAAAACUUGAAGGGUUUUCAGCAGAGGAACCUCGUAAUUGCUCUGUUGAUAAGCUUAUUGAUGGGGUUCAGUUUGUUGGUAAACAUGAUGGUGAGAUUACAGAGUUGUCAAUGUGCCAAUGGUUGACCACCCGUUUAGCUUCAGCUUCUGUAGAUGGCAUGGUGAAAAUUUGGGAAGAUCGUAAGGCCUUACCACUUGUAGUGUUGAGACCACAUGAUGGUCAUCCUGUUAACUCAGCAACGUUCUUGACUGCCCCACAUCGCCCUGAUCACAUUGUUCUCAUCACGGGAGGCCCACUAAACCGCGAAGUUAAGAUAUGGGCCUCCGCAAGUGACGAGGGCUGGUUGUUGCCCAGCGAUGGUGAACCAUGGCAAUGUACCCAGACGUUGGAGUUGAGGAGUUCUGCAGAGUCAAGGGUUGAGGAUGCAUUCUUUAAUCAAGUUGUGGCACUGUCCCGUGCAGGCUUGUUUCUGCUUGCAAAUGCCAAGAAGAAUGCUAUAUAUGCUGUACACAUAGACUAUGGGCCUAAUCCAGCAGCAACCCGCAUGGAUUACAUAUCUGAGUUUACUGUUACAAUGCCGAUAUUGAGUCUCACCGGAACAAGUGAUAGUUUGCCAGGUGGAGAACAUACGGUGCAAGUGUACUGUGUUCAGACACAGGCUAUUCAGCAAUAUGCACUGGACUUGUCUCAAUGCUUGCCGCCACCACUGGAAAACACAGACUUGGAGAAAACAGAUUCUAAUGUUGCUUGUGUUUUCGAUGCCAUGAACUCUGAUGGUUCUGUUUCUCAGGAACUAUCUCAUGGAUCUAAACCAACUGAGAUGACUCCAAGCUCCGCAAUUCCAAUGUCACCUAUAAAUUCCAGCAGCUCUGAAGGUGCCGCCAUGGGUCCACAAAAAUUGUCUUCUUCUGAGGUUACUUCCAUAUCUGAAAGCAUUGUGUCAGGCAUGGAAAGUAAACCAAGUGCAUUGCCUUCUCAUCUUAGUGCUGAAAACAUGCAGAAUUCCUCACCUCCGCUUCCAUUAAGUCCAAGGUUAUCACGAAAGUCAUCUGGUUUUGGAAGUCCAUCGAGUGCAGAUCAUGUUGGUGACCACUCAGCACAUGAUCAUUCUGUUGACCACAGAGUAGAUGCCAUCAAAGAGAAUAAGGUUGAUAUGUCCUCCUCUGGUGACAACUUGCGUAAAGGUGAGGAUAUUACCCAAAAUAACAUUUCAAUGAUUCCGGAUUGUCCUGCAGUGUUCAAGCAUCCAACCCAUCUUGUAACGCCAUCAGAGAUAUUAUCUACUGUGGCUUCAUCUUCAGAGAAUGCUCAGAUUUGUCAGGAUAUUAGUGUAGCUGAGGUAACAGUCCAAGAUGUAGUUGUCAAGAAUGAUGCUGAAAGUACAGAGGUAGAAGUUGAAGUUGAAGUUGUCGGUGAUGUAGAAUUUGGUCAAACUAGUGAAACUGAAUGUCCACGAGACUCUCAUACUGCUGUUGCAGAUAACAAAGAAAAGGCCUUCUACUCUCAGGCAUCGGAUCUUGGUAUUCAGAUGGCCAGAGAUUUAUGUGCAGAAGCUUAUGAUGUUGAGGCAGCUCAACAAGCUAAUGAUGGUGGUGUUGCAGGACAAGCAGACAGACCUACUCAAGCUGGUAAUGUGGAAGACCGGAAUGUGAUGAAAGAUGUCCCUCCCAAGAUUGGUGAAUCAGACACUGCCAUCACUAUUUCAUCAUCUCUAGCUUCUGCUAAAGGGAAAAGGCAGAGGGGGAAAGUUUCUCAGGUAUCUGGCCCAUCUUCCCCUUCAGCGAGCCCAUAUAAUUCCACAGAUUCAUCUAAUGAACCAGGUUGUAAUUCUGGGGCUCUGUCAGCUGAUGCUAUUUUCCCCCAAUUGAUGGUUAUGAAUGAUGUGCUUGACCAGUUGGUUAGCAUGCAGAAGGAAAUGCAGAAACAGAUGAAUGCAGUUGUCUCUGGUCCAGUUAACAAAGAAGGAAAAAGGCUGGAGGCAUCCUUGGGCAGGGGCAUUGAGAAGGUUGUAAAGGCCAACACAGAUGCUUUGUGGGCUCGUUUUCAAGAUGAAAAUACAAAACAUGAGAAGUUAGAAAGAGACCGCACACAGCAGAUAACAAAUUUGAUCACUAACUAUAUGAAUAAGGACUUGUCAGCCAUUUUUGAGAAAUCCUUAAAGAAGGAAAUAGCCACAGUUGGCCCUGUUUUAGCUCGUGCUAUUACCCCCACUCUGGAAAAAAGCAUAUCUUCUGCUAUUAUGGAUUCAUUCCAGAAAGGAGUAGGGGAGAAGGCAGUGAAUCAACUAGAGAAGUCAGUCAAUUCAAAACUUGAAGCUAUAUUAGCCAGGCAAAUCCAAGCGCAAUUUCAAACUUCUGGAAAGCAAGCACUUCAGGAGGCACUGAGGUCUAGCUUGGAAUCUUCCAUUAUUCCUGCAUUUGAGAUGUCAUGCAAAUCUAUGUUCGAGCAAAUUGAUGUCACAUUUCAGAAAGGGCUAAUAAAACAUACAACUGCUGCUCAGCAGCAGUUUGAGAAUGCAAAUUCUUCCCUUGUUGUUGCUCUACGGGAUGCUAUUAAUUCAGCAACUUCAAUCACACAGACCUUAAGUGGAGAAUUGGCUGAUGGGCAACGUAAACUUCUAGCUGUAGCAGCUGCAGGCACCAACUCCAAGGCAGGAAAUCCCUUGGUGACACAGUUGAAUAAUGGACCAUUAGCUCAUCUGCAUGAGAUGCAGCCUGAGGCACAAGUGGAUCCAACAAAAGAGCUCACAAGAAUGAUAGCUGAGCGGAAAUAUGAUGAAGCAUUCACUGCAGCCUUGCACAGAAGUGAUGUCUCGAUAGUUUCCUGGUUGUGUUCUCAGGUCGAUCUACAAGGGAUUUUGUCAAUGAAACCAUGCCCACUGAGCCAAGGAGUUUUGCUGGCUCUUUUCCAGCAACUGGCUUGUGAUAUCAACAAGGAAACAUCUAGAAAGCUUGCAUGGAUGACUGAUGUAGCUGUUGCCAUAAACCCCACAGAUCCAAUGAUUGCAGUGCAUGUGCUUCCCAUCUUUAGGCAGGUCUGUCAGAUAGUGGAUCAUCAUCUACAAAGCUUGCCCAGUGCAUCUGCAUCAGAAUCUACCAGCAUCCGUGUUCUUAUGUUUGUUAUAAACAGUGUAUUGAGCCGUAAAUGAUUAUUGCCCCCUGCUCUUAUUGUCGUAAUAUUUCCUGCAAAUUUAAGAACAUUUUGUUUUGUAUAGAAAUCUAGGUACUUUCAUUGGGAUUAUCUCAGAAAUUCAGUUUGCGUGGUUUCAAUUCGUUUGAAGUAGUUAAAGUUUUUUAUGUUCCUGUGAUUCUUCUCAAGCACUCAUCAGUGUAUUGUGUGCUGACUGACGUAUGCUCCUUCAGGGGAUUCCGACCACCUGGUUGGUUUGGAAGAUGUGAAAUAAAUAAAUAAAGAGGUUGAUGAUGAGUAGAAAUGGAUUGGCAGGCGGUUUCUUGUAUGUAUGGAACGAGUUUAUGGCAGGGGAUUUUUCUCAUGCACUCAUCAGUGAAUGGCUUUACUAAUAAGUAUUU